GGAGAACGUGAUGCCCUUAGAGCUGAUGGUAGUCAAGACCGACUGCCUACAGUCACUGACAUUCCACCAACCGAGUUGAUUGAACUAUCUGGUCUGGCCUCGAGGGCCAGCUCCCCAUCGUCAGACGCUGCGGAAAAAGAGAGAGGAGAGAAAUUUGGCUAUCCAGUCGAAGAGCAGAAGACGACCAGGCGUAGAGAUCAGAAGAGUCAAACUGGACCGGAUUGGUCGAGCGGGCGGCAGAAGAGGCGCACGAUUGGAUCCGACCACGAGGCGAUACCAGCAAGGGUGCACGACGAAGUGAGAAUUUCGAGGAGACAAUUUCAGGCUUCUGACGUACCGGGGCGAAAGCCGCACAGCAAGAGGCAUACCGAAGCAAAGGUUAGAGGGAUAAGAGCAGAUGAGGCUAGAGAGUCCGCUUCGUCGACGCUGCGUUCCCUGCCCUGUCGAAGUCACAGCUGGAGUCGAGGUCAAAGUGGCGAAGUUGGCCAACGAGCCGGUCGAGCCUUGGCCUUCUCUUCAGCCUGCUGCCGAUCUGCCUCUCCUUUGGAAUCCUCGGGUAUGUCACGAUCCCUCUCAGCCUCUCGUUCCAAUUCGGCCGCAGUCAUUUCACUAUCUGGUUCUGGCAGCGUCUGUAGUAUGAAGGAACAUAUGCAAUCGGCCGGACAACAGGGGCCUUCUUGUAAGUCCAGCCUGAGUUGUGCAGAGCGACGAUCCGGCUUGCCGGGACCAAGUGAACGGGAUCCUGACAAACCACUAUCUCUUUCAGCAGAAGUACAGACCUCUGGACCUCAUAAGGUCGGUUUAAUUGCUGUUGGCAUAGCCAGUACUAUUGCGCCGAGUGAAGCAAAACCGGGCCUAAUGACUGAAGGCCUCCGGUCGCAUUCCGCUUCCUCGUCAACAACAGCCUCUUCUUUUGCAUCAGAAAUGUCGGCGGAAGAUGAUAAUGUUGAGUCCAGAAAUCCGCCAUGUGUAAAGGAAAACCUCGCAAAGGCACCUCAAGUUGGGUAG
Protopolystoma xenopodis is the source of this 1008-nucleotide messenger RNA. The record is from the annotation of a GenBank genome assembly. Lineage: Eukaryota; Metazoa; Platyhelminthes; Monogenea; Polystomatidea; Polystomatidae.